GAAGCGGAAGCGGGCGGUGCUUCGGCUGACUGGGGAAAUGUCAGCUGCUUGACUGGGGUCGGGGUUUCCUUUCUCGGGGACCCCCCCGACCUUUUGGUGACUGCCACUGCUGUCGCCAAGGAGUGUGGGUCCCAAACCCUGUAAGGCUGUGGCGGCCGCGGGAUUUCCAGGCCCUUCUGGACGCUGUCCGGCGAGAUCGGACGGUGAGCCCGAGGAGGAGAGCGUGAGGCACUUUGAGGUGUGGGGCCGAGCGCGGACUGAGAAAGGGCCCCGGAGACUCCGAGAGGCCGCCGUCUCGGGGCCUACGUCCCAGGCAGCUGAGUGGAGGCAGGGGCACGCCCUGCCGGCCAGAAAUGAUCCAGGCCUGUAUGUGAAUUACUUUGGUGAAUCAGAGGAAACAUUGAAUAAUGAGUGGUGCAGCUCUGGGACUCGAGAUUGUUUUUGUCUUUUUCCUGGCGUUAUUCCUACUUCAUCGGUAUGGAGACUUUAAGAAGCAGCAUAGACUUGUCAUUGUUGGAACACUACUAGCUUGGUAUCUCUGCUUUCUGAUUGUCUUCAUACUCCCUCUGGAUGUUAGUACGACAAUAUACAACCGGUGCAAACAUGCUGCUGCAAACUCAAGCCCUCCUGAGGGUAGCAACAUGACAGGAUUGUAUGCAACUGCUACCCCAGUCCCAAGCCAACAUCCGUGUUUCAAGCCAUGGAGUUACAUUCCUGAUGGAAUCAUGCCAAUUUUCUGGAGGGUAGUAUAUUGGACUUCACAAUUUUUAACAUGGAUUCUGUUACCUUUCAUGCAGUCAUAUGCAAGAUCAGGAGGGUUUUCCAUCACCGGGAAGAUCAAAACUGCACUAAUUGAGAAUGCAAUCUAUUAUGGCACCUAUUUGCUGAUAUUUGGAGCAUUUUUAAUUUAUGUAGCUGUCAACCCACACUUGCACCUAGAAUGGAACCAGCUUCAGACAAUUGGGAUAGCAGCUGCAAAUACAUGGGGUCUGUUUCUUCUUGUGUUGUUGUUGGGGUAUGGCUUGGUAGAAAUUCCUCGGUCAUACUGGAAUGGCGCAAAAAGAGGUUAUCUACUCAUGAAAACUUAUUUUAAGGCAGCCAAAUUGAUGACAGAGAAAGCAGAUGCAGAAGAGACUUUAGAAGAUGUCAUGGAGGAAGUUCGUAAAGUGAAUGAGAGCAUCAAGUAUAACCACCCACUGAGAAAAUGUGUUGACACAAUACUUAAAAAGUGUCCUAUAGAGUAUCAGGAAAAAAUGGGCAGGAACAUGGAUGAUUAUGAAGAUUUUGAUGAAAAGCAUAAUACCUACCCAAGUGAAAAAAGUCUGGUAAAACUACAUAAACAGGUGAUUUAUUCAGUUCAGCGACAUCGUCGAACUCAAGUACAAUGGCAGAUUCUUUUGGAACAAGCAUUUUAUCUAGAAGAUGUAGCAAAAAAUGAAACAAGUGCUACUUGUCAGUUUGUUCAUACCUUUCAAUCGCCAGAGCCAGAAAAUAGAUUUCUUCAAUAUUUUUAUAAUCCUACAGUUGAGUGGUACUGGGAAUGUCUUUUGCGACCCUGGUUUUAUCGGGUACUUGCUGUGGUGUUGUCCAUAUUCUCCGUGAUAGUUGUGUGGUCAGAGUGCACAUUCUUUAGCACUAGACCUGUCUUAUCCCUCUUUGCAGUCUUCAUACAGCUGGCUGAAAAAACAUACAAUUAUAUUUAUAUCGAGAUUGCUUGCUUUCUUUCCAUCUUCUUCCUCAGUAUCUGUGUUUAUUCUACUGUGUUCAGGAUUCGUGUAUUUAACUAUUACUACCUGGCUUCACAUCACCAGACUGAUGCAUAUAGCCUUCUUUUCAGUGGCAUGUUAUUUUGCCGUUUGACUCCUCCUUUAUGUCUUAAUUUCUUGGGUUUGACCCACAUGGAUUCAUCCAUCUCUCACCAAAAUACACAGCCAACUGCUUAUACAUCUAUUAUGGGUUCCAUGAAAGUUUUAUCCUUUAUUGCAGAUGGGUUCUAUAUAUAUUAUCCUAUGUUGGUGGUAAUUCUCUGCAUUGCUACGUAUUUUAGCUUGGGAACUCGUUGUUUGAAUCUACUUGGUUUCCAGCAGUUCAUGGGAGAUAAUGAUAUGACAUCAGACUUAGUUGAUGAAGGAAAAGAAUUAAUCAGACGAGAGAAGAGAAAAAGGCAACGGCAAGAAGAGGGUGAAAACAGAAGAAGAGAAUGGAAAGAGCGUUAUGGACACAGUAGAGAAGAUUCCACUAGAAACAGAAAUGUUCAUAUUGACCCAAAAGAAUCAAACUUCUCAGAAAUGAGUACCAACCGAUCAACAUCUAAAUAUACCAGGGCUAAUAACAGGACUGAGAGGGACCGAAUAGAACUUCUUCAGGAUGCGGAACCUUUGGAUUUUAACGCAGAAACAUUCACUGAAGACCCUCUUGAAUCUGAAUCAGGAAGGUUUUAUCAUGAAACUCAGAUGCUAUUGUAGAAGUAGAAGCAGAAAAAGAGAAGAAAUGAUCCAGUUACUUUUAUAAUUUAUAAUACUCUAAGAUAUAUUGAUAGAAAUAUGUAAAAGAUGUACUACUUUAUUUUAUUAUUAAUUUUUUAAAUGAUUAUAAUAAUUGGAGUGUAUGUAAUACUUCUAUAAAACAGUAUAGAUCCCCUUUAUGACUUUUGAGUUAUUUCCAAAAUAAUUUUGGUUGUUUAAGUGAUCCAGAGUAUUAAAUUGUUUAAGCAGAAUUUAUGUUACAGGAUUUCAUAUGUGAUCGUAUAGGAAGAUUACCUGGCUGGGUAAUUUUGUGUUUGGAAGUUAAUUAUUUAAUCCCUGAAGUCUUAAGAGUUUAUUGCUGGGGAACUAAUAUUUGUUAAGCAACUUUGUAAAAACUGUAAUAUGAACAAAAGUUUUCUGUUUUGAGAAUCUUACUAAAAUGACAUCUACUGCAAAACAUUACUACUAAAUUCAUAUACUUUACAUGCAAAGUACAUUUCUUGAAGAAUUACUUCUGAUAAUUACUUUUUGAGUGUUUCUUAUACUGUAAUAGAUUCCUAGUUAAACUUUCUAAAUUAUUUUUCUAAAUAAUUGUUAGAAUAUUCAGUAAGCCAGUGUUUAGUAAGCCAUUGCAGAAAAUAACAAUUAGUAAUCUGUUAAUUUCAUGGAUCUGUAAGUUGCUAUUAACUUAUGUUAUUACAUCAAUAAUUUGUUAUUAUUAGAACUUUAAAAAAAUCAUUAUUAAAAUAAGACUAAUUAUUAGAAUUUGUUCUCUUACCAGAUGAACAGGGACUUUGGAAUAAUUUCAUUAUACUAGAGGCCCUCAUUUCACAAGAGUCAUAAGAAUUAAAUAAGAACUUUCAAGGGUUUUCAAUUUAUAAAGAAUAGAUCAGAGGAUUGGACAAUCAAAACUUUUUAAAAAAUUGCUGCCAAUUUGUUUUCAGACACUAUUAUUUUAUUAGAUUAUCAGUUCUUAAAUGUAUGCUGGCUGUAUACCCAAAUGAAAUUAAAUGUGGAUAGGAAAGUCUGUGUUUUUUUAAGUAUAUUUUAGAAUAUUAAUGAAGGAAUUCAUUGAUAUACAACAGCAAACCUCAUUUUUGUAUACGUGUAGUAGAUUUAGAGAAUGUUCUUGAUUUUUGUGUAGAUUACUGUUUUAAAGGAAAAAUAAACUCUCCAUAAUUUUAAUUCAUACUGUUCAGUAAUGUGAGUUUUAUAUUUGUGAUUUGUGUGGGCCAUGCCUGAAAAUCACAAGGAUAAAUAUAUUUGCACUAAGAGGCAGAACAUAUCCCUGAGAAAUCUUAACGUACUUGAAUCUCCAAAGUGUAAUGGAUAGUGUUUAUUAAAGCCUAAAUGUUAAUAAGUAAAUGGAUUUAGACUUUUAUCUUUCCUUUCUUUUCUCCCUUCCUCCUUUCAUUCCUUUUAUACCUUCCUUCCUCUCUGAAGCCUGUCUUUAUAGUAUGGCUUAUAAUGAGCUGACAUAUUUUUCUUCUGUUUGUUUGGUGUAUACAGUUGUUUUUGAUGGUUAGUACACUCAAAAGGUAGUAGUUCUGACUACAGAUCCCACUACUUGAAUGGUAGUAUUGCACUUAAAGUAGUACAACAGAUCUUGCUAGACAACCAAGCAACAUCUGGAUGUAAAUAUGAGGGAUGCUAGCUCACUGUGUUGUCUUUUUCGCCACUAAGUAGGACUCUUCAGUAAAAUGAAAUAUUCUCAGUGUAGAUGUUUUAGCAUAAAAUUGCAUUUUUAAAACCAGUGAUUAUUAAAAACAAGCUAACAAACCCCAAACAUUAAAAACCUUGAGACCUCAUUUUAUGAAAAGGAGUUUGUAAAUAACAUCCAUCAUGUCAAAGUUUGCAUUAGAAGAGGUUGAAACAAUGUAAGAGUGUUACAGAGAGCCCUCUGAAAUAUUAAUUCCCUUUGUGUGGGUUACUUCUUUUCAAUACAGUGACUUAUUUUUCUGCUCAGAGACCUGGAAGACUAGGCAGUCUUAUUCCCUGUACUAACUCCUGGAGACCAGGUCCUGUGAGCCAUCACUACCAUCAGAGCAGCUAUUAGCCCUGCCUAUCCCAGUCCUAUUGCAGUGGAAACACACCCACACUCCUAAUUCCUUUUAUGUUCAGCUUGGUUUUCCUAACAUUUAUAUCCAUUGUGGUAGAUUGAAGCCUCAUCGCAAUUUUAAAUUUGUUAAUGAAACAAGAAUAAUGGCAUGUUCCUCUUCUCAUAGAUAUCCUAAAAGACUUGUUUUUAACACAUUCCGUGGAGAGAAUUAACCUUUUUUCCUAUGAAAAUCUUUUCUUUUGUGGUUAUCCUGAUCUCACAUCAUUUUGCAAAAGGAGAUUUUUACUGUACUUAGUGGAAAAGAAUAGAAAGAAUGGUUUACUGUGGCAGACAUAUGUAAAAUAAAGUCAUAAUUUGUUAAUCUGACUGUGCAAGACCAUUUUGAGUUGGUAUUAUUGACACAAGUCUUAUCAAUCUAGUCACUUAGAGCUGUAUUUCUCUAAAGAAUGCUGGCUAGCAUCUUCCCUACUUGGUACGCCAAAUUGUAGGGGAGAGACUGUUUUUUUUUUUUUUAGCAAUCCAAUGGAUUUGUUUUUGUCCAUAUUUUGUAAAAAACUUGAACUUUUCUCAUUUCGAAGAUAGAGAACAUGUGGACCUAUCUUUUAAAUAAUUGUAAUCUAAUAUAUAUAUUUAUAAAUUAUAGCAUUGGAAAAAGAGCUCUAAUAAUGAUGUUGUUACUUCCUGGUAUUUAAUUUUUGUAAAGUUUUUUGUAAGUAACUAAUUGUAGUUAUUACUUUUAAGUAGUUUAAAAAUCUUCCUCAAAUAAGUUCUGCCCAGGACUUAUUUCCUUGGGUCAAUAUUCUAAAGUUCAGUAGUCUAGUAUGAGUUUGAAAUAUUCCUACAUCUCUUCAGUAUCUUUUUAUAUAUACCAGUACUCAAGCAAAGUAUACCAAAAGCCUAAGUUCUGUGUUGCAUUAAUAAAGUGCUUGUUAUUUAUCUAAUUCAGUGGAUUAGGUGAAGUAGAGAGUAAGUCUUUUCAAAUGUGUGUCUGAUCAUAAAUUUCAAAAUGUUUAUUAUGUUCAUUUUUGGUGCAUGAUGCCAAAUUUAUCCUUAAUCAGCCACUACUACCUGGUUGUUGUUUAGUUGCUGUUAAUAAGUUGUGUCUGACUCUUUUUGCAACCCCUUGGACUGUAGUCUACCAGACUCCUCUGUCCAUGGAGUUCUCCAGGUAAGAAUACUACCUGGUACGUAAUGGCAAAUGUUUCCCUUUCUGAUCAAUGGUUUGUAGAUAUAACUAUUUUUCUCUGCAGAUUCUCACUAAAUAUGUAUUUGAAAAAAACCUGCAAAGUGCUACCUGUAAUUAAGUUAGCGUCUUUGGCCUUAUCUAUGCAUAAUGUUCUCUCAAUUUGGUUUUGACAGACUCAUGGACUUGGAAUUGCUUUGUAGUAUUUUAACUUAUUGUAAUGUAAUGAAUUUUUUUGAGAUGUUUAUUUGAUUAGCUGUUAAAAUAUAGGAAAUUAUGUAGCUUUGCAUGAAAUAAAGUACAUUUCUACAAGUUACUAAGAA
Odocoileus virginianus texanus is the source of this 6030-nucleotide messenger RNA. It is a transcript of the gene LMBRD2, whose product is annotated as LMBR1 domain containing 2. Lineage: Eukaryota; Metazoa; Chordata; Mammalia; Artiodactyla; Cervidae. Gene Ontology annotation, cellular component: membrane. Gene Ontology annotation, biological process: adrenergic receptor signaling pathway. The record is from RefSeq and is a predicted model, not a curated record.